AUGUGGUGGGGGGGUAUUGUGGUGUGGGGUUUGUGGGUCUUAGGAGGGGUGUUGGUGGUGUGGUGGGGUGUUGUGUUGAUGGGGGGUCUGGGUGGGGGUGGUGGGGGGUUGUGUUGGUUGGUUUGUGGGUGGGUAGUGUGUGGGGUGUUGUUUGUCGGUGGGGGUGGGGGUUUGUGUUUGGAGUUGUUGUUGGUGAGGGGGUUUUGUGGUUGGUUGGGGGGUAGAUGUUCGGGGGCUGGGGGAGGGGGUGGUGUGGUGGUGGCAGUGGGUGGUGGGUGUUGGUUGUGUUGUGGGGGGGGGUGGGGUGGUGGGUUAGGGAGUGGUUGGGUUGAUGGGGGGGUGGGGGGGGGAGGGGGGUGUGAGUUGGGUGGGGGGUGUGGUGUGUGGGUUGGGGUGGUGGGGGUGGAUGGGUUGGUUAGGGGGGUUUGCGGGGGGUUGGUGCUGUGGGUGAUUGGGUGGGGGGUGAGGGGGGAUAGGAUGGGGUUGGGUGAGGUGGUGAGGGGGGGGGGGGGUGGGGGUGGUGGGGUGGAUGGGGGGGGGGUUGGGAUAGUAGGGUGGGGGGGGGAGUGGAAUGGUGGGGGUGGGGGUGGUGUUGGGGGGGGGAGUGUUGGGGUGUGGGGGGGGGUGUUGGGGUGUGGGUUGGGGGGGGAAGUGGGUGGAGGGGGGGGUGGGGUGGUGGGGGUGUGUGUGGGGUGGGCGCGCAGUAUAACAUAUAGCCUAUAUAUAUAUGUGGGGGGGGGUGGGGGUGUGGGGGGGGGGGGGGGUGUUUGGGGGGUGGUUGAGCGUGUGUGGUGUGGGAUGUGGGGGUUUGGGGGGGGGUGUGGGUGGGGUGGGGGGGGGUUGGGUGUGAGGAUGGUUGGGGGUGAUUGUGGGGGGGGGGGGGGUGGUGUUUUGGGGGGGGGGUUGGGUUUGGGUGGGGAGGGGAGGGGGUGGGGGGGGGGUGUGGUGGGGUGGGGGGGGGGGUGGGGGGUUGGGGGGGGGGGGGGUGGGGGGGGUGUGGGGGGGGGGGGGGGGUGUGUGGGUGGUGGGGGUGGGGGGCUUGGGGUGGGGGGUGGAUGGAGGGGGGGGGGGGGAGGGGGAGGGGGGGGGGGGGGGGGGGGGGGGGGGGGUGAGUGA
This is a messenger RNA of Knipowitschia caucasica, 1116 nucleotides long. The record is from the annotation of a GenBank genome assembly. NCBI's taxonomy places the organism in Eukaryota, Metazoa, Chordata, Actinopteri, Gobiiformes, Gobiidae.